AUGGUGGAGCCCUGUGAAUUUUCACACCUGAACUGCUUCCACGUCCCGCAUCCCCAACUCGAGAAGCCUCUGCGGGCUAACGGCACUACGGGGCUUAGGGUGUGUUGGAGACAACUCUUUUUUUCAGCGUUUGUUGCUGCAUGGUUGAAAAAAAUAUUUGGAGAUCACCCCAUUCCAAAAUAUGAGGUGAAUCCACGGACCACAGAAAUUUUACAUCACCUUUCAGAACGCAACAGGGUCAGGGACAAGGAUAUCCACCUGGUAAUAGAGGACUUGAAACAGAAAGCAAGUGAAUAUGAAUCAGAAGAUUCUUUUUUUUUUUUAAGUUUUAUCCCUGCAGUGAAUGAUGUGACCUCUGACCUUUUUCAUACCAAAUCUAAAAAUGAAGAAAUCAAGCUUGAAUUGGCAAAACUUGAAAAAAAUCUUACCGCAACUUUAGUAUUAGAAAAAUGUCUACAAGAGGACCUCAAGAAGGCAGAACUGCAUCUGUGUACGGAAAGGGCCAGAGUUGAUAAUCGUCUUCAGAACAUGGACUUCCUAAAAGCGAAGUCAGAGGAGUUCAGAUUUGGAAUCAGAGCUGCAGAGGAGAAACUUUCAGCCAGAGGCAUGGAUGCUUCUUUGUCUCAUCAAUCACUGGUAGCACUUUCAGAGAAACUGGCAGAACUAAAACGACAGACUACACCUUUGAAGAAAAAAUUGGAGUCCUAUUUAGAUUUAAUGCCGGUAGCUAUUUUUAUUACUUUUUUUUUUUUAAAGUCAUCUCUUCUAAUCUUUCCCAAGGGCCCUGAAUGAUCACGAAAUUAAUGACUUCAUACUUAAGGAUUUAAAAUCCAAGCCGAAUUUCACUGGAU
Messenger RNA from Hipposideros armiger (great roundleaf bat), 851 nucleotides. RefSeq names its product HAUS augmin like complex subunit 1 (gene HAUS1). The record is from RefSeq and is a predicted model, not a curated record. The transcript has 7 exons. Gene Ontology annotation, cellular component: HAUS complex; cytosol. Lineage: Eukaryota; Metazoa; Chordata; Mammalia; Chiroptera; Hipposideridae. Gene Ontology annotation, biological process: centrosome cycle; spindle assembly. The coding region runs from base 1 to 792 and encodes 263 amino acids.